Molecule: messenger RNA, 662 nt
Organism: Glycine soja
Lineage: Eukaryota; Viridiplantae; Streptophyta; Magnoliopsida; Fabales; Fabaceae
Product: protein GLUTAMINE DUMPER 6-like
Exons: 1
Coding region: 49-432 (127 amino acids)
Biological process (GO): regulation of amino acid export
Source: RefSeq, a predicted model, not a curated record
UUAAAUUCACUUCCAUCAAAAGAGAGAUAAAGAGAGAGAGAGAGAGAAAUGAGGGCAAUAAAGAGUGUACCAACAUCAUCUCCAGUGAGUGGCAGUGGGAUUAAUAUAUGGAAGUCUCCAAUUCCUUACUUGUUUGGAGGCUUAGCAGUGAUGCUGGCUAUCAUAUCUAUGGCAUUGGUGAUCCUUGUUUGCUCCUACAGAAAACGUGAUUCUCAGUCAUCAUCAUCAUCAUCUGAAGUUGAUCAAGAAGAAAUUAAAUCACAAGCAAUGUCCAAGAACUUAGAGACAAACUCGGAGCCUGAGGUUCUUGUCAUAAUGGCUGGGAAUCACAACCCCACAUACCUUGCCAAACCAAUCACUUCUUCUUCUUCUUCAAUUUACUGCACUUGUGGGGCUCAAACAAACCCUUCUUCAUCCUCAUCCACUGAGUGAAGGCUAACCAAAUAACAAUAUCUCAAGAUCAACAAAAUUUUGCUCUACUCUGGCAGUUUUCUUCCUUUUCAAUUUUCAUAUUCCUCUGGUUUUGUGAGAGCACGGAAUGUGAUCACUGAAGAUGAGUGCUUACUUCUUUUUUUGACAAUUUUGCUUUUUCAUAAUGAAAUGAUCUCGCGGCUUAUAAUUAAUUAAUUAUUAGACUUUAUAUUGUUACAUAUAUUUUGCUA